Messenger RNA from Hyposmocoma kahamanoa, 919 nucleotides. RefSeq lists its product as uncharacterized. The record is from RefSeq and is a predicted model, not a curated record. The coding region runs from base 179 to 904 and encodes 241 amino acids. Gene Ontology annotation, cellular component: transcription regulator complex; nucleus. Gene Ontology annotation, biological process: regulation of transcription by RNA polymerase II. Gene Ontology annotation, molecular function: DNA binding. Lineage: Eukaryota; Metazoa; Arthropoda; Insecta; Lepidoptera; Cosmopterigidae. The transcript is spliced from 2 exons.
ACCAUUUAGCUCAAAAAUUAGCGAAAUGAGAUUUAGUAAUACUGUGAAAUUUUGGUCACCCUAUGUAGUCGCCAUUUUGUAGAACCGCCGCGUUCCCCCACUGCGCGUCAGUCGCCCGCCAACCGCUCGCUUGUGUAUGCGGUCCGCGUUCGAACGCUGAUGUUUUUAGUUCGCUAAAAUGCAGUUUGAAUAUGAUCCGGAGCGCCUUAUAGAAGAAGUGCGUAAGCGGCCCGGUAUUUGGGACUUCGAAGAUGUGAACUACCGCACCAAAGAAAUACGGCACAAGUUAUGGACGGAGGUAGUCGUCGAGUUACUGCAUAAUGUAAAGGUGACGAAGAGCGAGAUGCGAGAACUGGAAUUGCAACUACAGAAAAAGUGGAAAAGCAUCAGAGACUGUUUCAAUAAAUACAUACAAAACCCAAAUAGAACAAAGCGUCCGUACGUUUAUUGCAAACAUCUACAAUUCCUGCUUAACAAGAAUGAGUCAGGAGCGGGAGAUCAAGACGGGAGGGGUGGGGCAUCAAGCGAGUCUGAUGAUGGAAAGAGGCAGGUGUUUUGGUCUUCGAGAAAGAAAAAAAUGAAACUUGCCAAAGAAGAGGACCCGGUUUCUUCAGAUGAUGACAAUGAUAAUCUUCAGGAAGAUUCAACAUCGUUGCAUGAAGUAGAAAUUAAUAUACCACCGCCAGCUAAAGUACCAAGAAACAGCAAGCAACUGUUUGAUGAAUUUGCUUUUGCUAAUGUUGACCAGAAGAGUGAAGAGGAUACUGACAAAAUGUUUUUAUUGUCUCUACUGCCACAUUUAAAGUCGAUCCCUGAAGAAUUUCGUUUAAAUGUCAAAAUGGAAUUGAUGCAAGUCCUGCGACAGGCCAGCUAUAGCAUCGGUACUGAUCAUAAGAUAAUUUAGGCUAGCUUUGUGAUC